UUGUCGUUCGUAAAGGUGGCGACGACGCUGGCGCUGUUUCUCGCCGCCGCGACGGCGGCGUCGAAAACGGUCGUCGCACGCGCGUUUCGAUUCAUCUCCCCGCGCGGCGGCGAGCUCUAUCAGAUGGUCACCGUCGCGUUCUGCCUCGUCGUCGCGUGGACGAGCGAGUGGCUCGGGCUCUCCAUCGAGCUCGGCGCGUUCGUCGCGGGCGUCAUGGCGUCGGCGACGCCCUUCACCGAGCAGACGUUGCACGCGGUUGAGCCCGUGAAGAACGUCUUCACGGCGUUGUUCUUGGCGUCCAUCGGGAUGAUCAUGAACCCGUACUUUCUGUGGCUGCACUUGGACGUCCUCCUCGGCACGCUUCUCGUCGUGACCGUGUUUAAAUGCGCGAUGAUGACGCUCGUCGUGCGGUCGUUCGGGUACACCACGCGGACGUCGCUCACCGUGGGGAUCUCGCUCGCGCAAGUGGGCGAGUUUUCAUUCGUGCUGCUCUCUCGCGCCAGCGCGUUGGGGCUCGUGCAGCGGAACAUGUACCUGCUCUUGCUCGGGACGACCGCGCUGUCGCUCAUCGCGACGCCGCUCAUGUUUCGACUGACGCCCGCGGCGCUGAAACUCGCGCACGCGGCGAAGUGGAUCGAGCACGAGGGCGCGGAGGAGGCGGUGGAGAUGGUCGGGUGGUCGGAGAUCGGCGCGGGGGGGCCGGGGCGGUCGCGGUCGCGGUCGCGGAGCCCGGACCCGGCGCGGCCUUGA
This is a messenger RNA of Micromonas pusilla CCMP1545, 750 nucleotides long. RefSeq names its product monovalent Cation:Proton antiporter-2 family. The transcript has 2 exons. Lineage: Eukaryota; Viridiplantae; Chlorophyta; Mamiellophyceae; Mamiellales; Mamiellaceae. The annotation marks the transcript as partial. Gene Ontology annotation, molecular function: potassium:proton antiporter activity. Gene Ontology annotation, cellular component: membrane. Gene Ontology annotation, biological process: proton transmembrane transport; potassium ion transmembrane transport. The record is from RefSeq and is a predicted model, not a curated record.